AAUUGUCAUAAUUUGUACAUUCUGUUUGCAGAAGUUCUGUUGUAGUCUUAAUGAAACCACCUGGAGUCGAAGGCUCACAGUAAAUCGACAUGGGGAAGUUCUCAACCCAGGAUGAAGUCUGUAUUUUGCUUUUUUGUGCUCUGAUGUUGACAUUCGGCGCUACAGAGCAACUGUUCUUCCAUGUGUCGACCAGGGCCACCUGGGUCGAGGCCAGGAGGCACUGCCAGGCUUGUUUCAAAGACCUUGUGACUUUGACCCCAGACAACAUCCAGAUCAUCGUCCGGAACCUGUCCUCAGACUACUGGGUCGGACUCCGCAAGAACUUUAACUCGACAGGCAACUCCAGUGUGUUCUGGACCCGCUGGGCCAAUGGGGAUCCCCUCACCUUCCAGAACUGGCUUCCUGGUCAGCCGGUGUUGAAGUCCCGCCCCCCAAAGACACACUGCUGCAGCUGCUCAUGCACCUGCCCGGCGAAACCAACCUUGGCGAGCUUCACCACAAGAUACACAAACCCAAUGCCGACCUACAGCUAUUCGGCAAAUCGGACCUCUGCAGACUUCACCACAACAUACACAACCCCAAUGCCGACUGACAGCCAUUUGGGGAAUCGGACCUCGGCAAACUUCACCACAACAUACACAACCCCAAUGCCGUCCAACAGCCAUUCUGCGAAUCGGACCUCUGCAAACUUCACCACAACAUACACAAGCUCAACGCCGACUGACAGCCAUUUGGGGAAUCGGACCUCUGCAAACUUCACCACAACAUACACAACCCCAAUGCCAACCAACAGCCAGUCUACAAAUCGGACCUCUGCAAACUUCACCACAACAUACACAACCCCAAUGCCAACCGACAGCCAUUCAGCAGAUCGGACCUCUGCAAACUUCACCACAACAUACACAACCCCAACGCCAACCGACAGCCAUUCGGCGAGACAGGCCUUGGCGAACAUCACCACAACAUACACAACCUCAACGCCGACUGACAGCCAUUUGGGGAAUCGGACCUCUGCAAACUUCACCACAACAUACACAACCCCAAUGCCAACCGACAGCCAUUUGGGGAAUUGGACCUCUGCAAACUUCACCACAACAUACACAACCCCAAUGCCGACCGACAGCCAUUUGGGGAAUCGGACCUCUGCAGACUUCACCACAACAUACACAACCCCAACGCCGACCGACAGCCAUUCUGCGAGACGGGCCUUGGCGAACAUCACCACAACAUACACAACCCCAAUGCCGACUGACAGCCAUUUGGGGAAUCGGACCUCGGCAAACUUCACCACAACAUACACAACCCCAAUGCCGUCCAACAGCCAUUCUGCGAAUCGGACCUUUGCAAACUUCACCACAACAUACACAACCUCAACGCCGACUGACAGCCAUUGGGGGAAUCGGACCUCUGCAAACUUCACCACAACAUACACAACCCCAAUGCCAACCGACAGCCAGUCUGCAAAUCGGACCUCUGCAAACUUCACCACAACAUACACAACCCCAAUGCCAACCGACAGCCAUUCAGCGGAUCGGACCUCUGCAAACUUCACCACAACAUACACAACCCCAAUGCCGACCGACAGCCAUUUGGGGAAUCGGACCUCUGCAGACUUCACCACAACAUACACAACCCCAACGCCGACCGACAGCCAUUCUGCGAGACGGGCCUUGGCGAACAUCACCACAACAUACACAACCCCAAUGCCGACUGACAGCCAUUUGGGGAAUCGGACCUCGGCAAACUUCACCACAACAUACACAACCCCAAUGCCGUCCAACAGCCAUUCUGCGAAUCGGACCUUUGCAAACUUCACCACAACAUACACAACCUCAACGCCGACUGACAGCCAUUGGGGGAAUCGGACCUCUGCAAACUUCACCACAACAUACACAACCCCAAUGCCAACCGACAGCCAUUCAGCGGAUCGGACCUCUGCAAACUUCACCACAACAUACACAACCCCAAUGCCAACCGACAGCCAGUCUGCAAAUCGGACCUCUGCAAACUUCACCACAACAUACACAACCCCAAUGCCAACCGACAGCCAUUCAGCGGAUCGGACCUCUGCAAACUUCACCACAACAUACACAACCCCAAUGCCAACCGACAGCCAGUCUGCAAAUCGGACCUCUGCAGACUUCACCACAACAUACACAACCCCAACGCCGACCGACAGCCAUUCGGCGAGACAGGCCUUGGCGAACAUCACCACAACAUACACAACCCCAAUGCUGGCUGACAGCCAUUUGGGGAAUCGGACCUCUGAAAACUUCACCACAACAUACACAACCUCAACGCCGACUGACAGCCAUUUGGGGAAUCGGACCUCUGCAAACUUCACCACAACAUACACAACCCCAAUGCCAACCGACAGCCAUUCAGCAGAUCGGACCUCUGCAAACUUCACCACAACAUACACAACCCCAAUGCCGACUGACAGCCAUUCAGCGGAUCGGACCUCUGCAAACUUCACCACAACAUACACAACCCCAAUGCCAACCGACAGCCAUUUGGGGAAUCGGACCUCUGCAAACUUCACCACAACAUACACAACCCCAAUGCCAACCGACAGCCAUUCAGCGGAUCGGACCUCUGCAAACUUCACCACAACAUACACAACCCCAAUGCCAACUGACAGCCAUUCAGCAGACCGGACCUCUGCAAACUUCACCACAACAUACACAACCCCAAUGCCAACUGACAGCCAUUCAGCAGAUUGGACCUCUGCAAACUUCACCACAACAUACACAACCCCAAUGCCAACUGACAGCCAUUCAGCAGACCGGACCUCUGCAAACUUCACCACAACAUACACAACCCCAAUGCCAACUGACAGCCAUUCAGCGACAGAUUCAAGUGGAGUCCCCAGAGUCACAAGCCAGAGGCCAGCCACUGCACCUGUGACGACCACGGAACCACCAGUAACAGCAGAAUGUGUAAAAACACCAAUGGAAUUUCCAGAUGACGACUUUGACCCUGUCGACAACUUCAUUGAAGACGCCUGCGUGGUCAUGCUCAGCUUUGGGGCCUGGGUGGAGAAGAACUGCUCAGAGCUUCUGCCUUAUAUCUGUUAUGACGAUCGCUUCGAUGGCCAAGUCCAGGUGACCAACAUAACAUCCACGAGUGCCGACAUCACGUGGAAGGAAGGACCUGAAAACAUCACCCACUACCGCGUAGAGGUCAGAACGGGCAAACAAAGGCCAAAUUUGACCACAGAUGCUAUAGCGAUGCAUGUGACAACAAAUCUGAGCCACCACCUUCACGACCUGGUGUCAGGUUCCCGCUACUUGGUUCAGGUGUUUGCUGUGAAGUGUGGCAGAGACCUGAACCCACUGAACGCCACCUUCUACACAGCACCUCAGAGAGUUAAAAACCUCAACGUUACUCAUGUGACGAACACUUCUAUCAGCCUCAGUUGGGAGAAACCGGAUGGGAACGCUCUCAUCUACCGCAUUAAGUCUCUGAGUUUGACUAAGUCCAUUGAGGUCGAAACUGAAGGAGUGAGCAUCUCCAACCUGGACCCUGGAAACCCCUACAACUUCAGCGUCUACUCCGGAGUCAAGGACAAGUCCGAAUGGAGCGACGGAGUUAGCAUCUCAACAUAUACCAAGCCAACGAUAGUGUCCAACCUGAAGGUAUCUGGGAAUGACAGCUCGUUACUGCUUGAAUGGGAUCUACUCGCUGGAAACGCCUCAGGGUUCCACAUCACGGUUUCUUGGAGUGGCACACAGAAUAGAAAUGAAAUACUCAACCAAAAUGAGCGGCAAUUUCAAGUAAAUCACCUGCCGAGUGGAACGAAGAUAACACUACGUAUUAGAGCGCUGGCCGACAGCAAUACUCUGCAGGGAGAGGAAUCAAUUGUGGACAGUUACACUGCUCCUCGCAGGGUUUCUGGGCUGAAUUUGUCCACAACUGCGAACACUCUGACAGCCACAUGGGACGCUCCAGACGGAAGUGAUUAUUCUUUUGAAGUCCAGCUUAGGCUGAAUGAUGAAUUAAAGGCCAAUAAAACAAGGAGCACAUCACACUGUUUUAAAGAUUUGAAGACUGCGGCCAACUACUCAGUGCGUGUAUACAGCAUCAGUGGAAAACUUAGGAGCGAACCAGAGGAAGAGUGGAAAUUUACCUUGCCGGAAAAGCCUGUCGAUGUCAAAGUUGCAAAUACGACUAAAAACCAAAUCACCAUCACGUGGAACCCACCUGAAAAUGCCGGGUCGUCUGCAUAUCAUGUCAGGGUUAUCUCAGACUUCUGGGGCCAGAACAGAAACUAUUCUGUAGAGGACAAAACCACCUUCACAUUUAAGAACUUGACUUCAGGGACCAGAUACAAACUUGAGGUUUGGGCAAAGGCUGGAGGUCUGGACAGUGAAGUUGUGACUUUGUUGCACUGUACAGAAACUGAUGAAAGGGAGGUCACUCUGUCCAUGAUGUGUUCUUCAGAAACGCCUCUAUUCUGUGGCGAGAGUACAACCAGGGCCGAUGUGUUUAAUCAGUUGGAGUCACAUUUCAGGAACCUGUUGGGGGACAGUGUUGCCUGGAAACUCGAGAAGUUGGAGCGAGCAAACACAUAAACCUAAAAUACACAACUUUAUUUCUUUUUUUGGACUGAAUUUGUUAUGACUGAAUGUAUUGCGAAUCAAAGGGUUUCUUCUUUCUAUAAAAUACAUAUGGAAUAGAAUUAAAAUGAUAAUUCUAUAGAUAUUAUUAUUAUUAUUAUGCAAGACUUUUUUAUUGUCAAUUCACUAGAUACGCAGACAUACAAAUGAGAUACUGUUUCUGUCUCACCUUGCUAUUUAAUACCAUGAACUAAAAAAAAGAGUAAAAGUAGAAUUAGAAUAAAGUGGUACAAAAGGUAAACCAUAAUAGAAUAUGAUAGAUAUAAAAGCUGUCAUGUUAUUAAAGCUAUUUAUCUAACACUGGUAGUGCAUUAGUUAAGGAGAUAUAGCUGUGUUUUCUUUUGUUCAACUCUGUCUUCAGUCAAAUGUACAAAAUUAUACUAAACUGCACUUAAUCAGAUUUAACCCUUAAAGACCCAGAACUAUGUCUGUGAUGAGCCCCAAGUGAAUUAUUCUCUGCAUUUAACCUUUCCUAGGUAAUUUAUCAACAUUUAUUAUAUCAUCCUCUGCAUUUUUCAGUUAAUAUCAAGUAUUUUCUUGUAUUUAAUUCACUGAUCAUGUAGAUGUUCAUUCA
Molecule: messenger RNA, 5193 nt
Organism: Sphaeramia orbicularis (orbiculate cardinalfish)
Lineage: Eukaryota; Metazoa; Chordata; Actinopteri; Kurtiformes; Apogonidae
Product: mucin-2
Exons: 11
Coding region: 90-4574 (1494 amino acids)
Molecular function (GO): protein binding
Source: RefSeq, a predicted model, not a curated record